UUUAAAAUAGAAACUCCGGGAUGGUCAGAAGCUGGAAGUUUAUACUUGCCACCAGAAUCCGGGAGCCUUGAAGAUUCCUUAGAUCAGUUUGUUCAACAGAAUCAGAUGGAAAACUCACGAUCAGCGCUUAACAAAUUCCUUGUUACGCGGGACAUAAGUCCUGUGCGUUCCUCCUUAACGACACCCUGGAAUGACGCCAGUGAAAGGACGAGACGCUAUUAUAUCAAAAAAGCCAGCGAAGCCGUUGCUGCAUCACUGGAAGUAAUGGCACCUGGUGAAAGUGCGGAGAUGCUUUGGAGUACCACU
Messenger RNA from Porites lobata, 306 nucleotides. The record is from the annotation of a GenBank genome assembly. Lineage: Eukaryota; Metazoa; Cnidaria; Anthozoa; Scleractinia; Poritidae.